Pteronotus mesoamericanus is the source of this 2538-nucleotide messenger RNA. RefSeq names its product protocadherin gamma-A3-like. The record is from RefSeq and is a predicted model, not a curated record. Gene Ontology annotation, biological process: homophilic cell-cell adhesion. Gene Ontology annotation, cellular component: plasma membrane. Gene Ontology annotation, molecular function: calcium ion binding. NCBI's taxonomy places the organism in Eukaryota, Metazoa, Chordata, Mammalia, Chiroptera, Mormoopidae.
UACACCAAAAAGGAAAUGACGAAUUAUCUGAUCAGAAACGGCGGAGGACUGGCUCUGCUGUGUGUGCUCCUGGGGACGCUGUGCAAGACUGGAUCCGGGCAGAUUCGCUACUCAGUGCUGGAGGAGCUGGACAAAGGCUCCUUCGUGGGCAACAUCUCCAAGGACCUGGGGCUGAAGCCCCCGGAGCUGGCAGAGCGCGGAGUCCGCAUCGUCUCCAGAGGUAGGACGCAGCUCUUUGCUUUGAACUUGCGAAGCGGCAGCUUGGUCACCGCGGGCAGGAUAGACCGGGAGGAGCUCUGCCCUCAAAGUACGCUGUGUCUAGUAAAACUUAACAUUUUGGUUGAAGACAAAUUGAAAAUUUUUGAAGUAGAAAUAGAAAUUAGAGAUAUUAAUGAUAAUGCUCCUGAUUUUCUAACGGAGGAAUUGGAAAUAAAAAUUGGUGAACUAACGGCUCCUGGAACUCGAUUUCCACUUAAGACUGCAUUUGAUCCAGAUGUAGGCAUGAACUCGCUGCAAAAAUACCAGCUAACCCCCAAUGACUACUUCUCCCUGGCUGUGAAGAUUAUUUCCGAUGGGGCCAAGUACCCAGAGCUGGUGCUAGAGCAGUCUCUGGACCGUGAGGAAAAGAAAGUUCACCAGCUUGUUCUCAUUGCUUCUGAUGGUGGGGAACCUAUUCUUUCUGGCAACUUGUGCAUCCAAGUGAUAGUUCUGGAUGCGAAUGACAACCCACCAGUAUUUAGUCAGCCUGAGUAUCGAAUAAGUGUUCAGGAGAACUUUCCAGUGGGGACCCGGCUGCUCACUGUGAAUGCCACUGACCCUGAUGAAGGAUUCAAUGCUCAAGUGUCCUAUAUACUAGAUAAAAUGCCCGGGAAAAUUGCUCAGAUUUUUAAUCUCAAUUCAGUCACUGGCGAUAUAUCCAUAUUAAAAAGUCUAGAUUAUGAGGAUGCUAUGUUCUAUGAAAUUAAAAUUGAAGCACAAGAUGGACCAGGUCUCCUCGCAAAAGCUAAGAUUCUAGUGACAGUUUUGGAUGUAAAUGACAACGCACCAGAAAUUACAAUCACUUCUUUCACAGGAACAGUCUCAGAAGAGGCAACUGCGGGAAAAGAAGUUGCCCUUGUCAAUGUCCAUGACCGGGAUUCUGGGCAAAAUGGGCAAGUCACAGUUUUUGUCUUGGGAAAUUUGCCAUUUAAUUUGGAAAAAUCAAUAGACCAAUAUUACCGCUUAGUGACAGCCAGCUCCCUGGAUCGGGAACAGAUUUCUGAAUACAAUAUCACUCUGAGAGCAACAGAUGGGGGAAGUCCACCACUGUCUACAGACACUCACAUCACCCUGCAUGUGGCAGACAUCAAUGACAACCCACCUGCCUUCACUAAUACCUCCUAUUCUGCCUAUAUCCCAGAAAACAACCCCAGGGGUGCUUCUAUCUUCUCUGUCACCGCCAAGGACCCUGACAGCAUUGAGAACGCCCACAUUACUUAUGCACUGACUGAGGAUAUUGUCCAGGGGGCACCUCUCUCCACUUAUAUCUCCAUCAACUCUGACACGGGAGUCCUCUACGCUCUUCGAUCUUUCGACUAUGAACAGGUUAGAGACAUGAAGCUACUGGUGACAGCCAGUGACAGUGGGGACCCUCCUCUCAGCAGCAACGUGUCUCUAAGCCUGUUUGUGCUGGACCAGAAUGACAAUGAACCUGAAAUCCUCUACCCCACCCUCCCCACAGACGGUUCCACCGGUGUGGAACUGGCGCCUCGCUCUGCAGAACCUGGAUAUUUGGUGACCAAGGUGGUAGCAGUGGACAAAGACUCAGGCCAGAAUGCCUGGCUGUCCUACCGCCUGCUCAAGGCCAGCGAGCCAGGGCUCUUCGUGGUGGGGCUGCACACGGGCGAGGUGCGCACUGCGCGCGCCUUGCUGGACAGAGACACGCUCAAGCAGAGCCUAGUGGUGGCGGUCCAGGACCACGGACAGCCCCCUCUCUCUGCUACUGUCACGCUUACUGUGGCUGUGGCUGACAGUAUCCCUGAUGUGUUGGCUGAUUUGGGCAGUCUUGAGAUUUCUUCGACCCCAGAGACCUCAGACCUCACGUUGUACCUGGUGGUGGCUGUGGCCUCAGUCUCCUGCCUCUUCCUCGCUUUUUUCAUUGUGUUGCUGACACUCAGGCUAAGGCGCUGGUACACAUCACGUCUGCUCCAGGCUUCAGGAGGGGGGUUGGCAGGCGUGCCUGCCUCGCAGUUUGUGGGCAUGGACGGGGUGCGGGCCUUCCUGCAAACAUAUUCGCACGAGGUCUCCCUGACCGCGGACUCGCGGAAGAGUCACCUGAUCUUCCCGCAGCCCAACUAUGCGGACACGCUCAUCAGCCAGGAGAGCUGUGAGAAAAGCGAGCCUCUCCUAGUACCUCAAGAUUUACUGGAAGCAAAAGGAGACCCCAAACUACUUCAGGUGAGUUUAUAUCAUUUUUUGGAAAUUAUAAGAAACAAUUAUGCCAGUGUGGUUAUUACAAAGCUUAGUCUUGUUUCAGUGUUUGUUCUUCUCUCAUUUUGA